Molecule: messenger RNA, 1434 nt
Organism: Grosmannia clavigera kw1407
Lineage: Eukaryota; Fungi; Ascomycota; Sordariomycetes; Ophiostomatales; Ophiostomataceae
Exons: 3
Coding region: 1-1434 (477 amino acids)
Biological process (GO): rRNA processing; negative regulation of transcription by RNA polymerase II
Cellular component (GO): nucleolus
Molecular function (GO): DNA binding
Source: RefSeq, a predicted model, not a curated record
AUGGUUUCCUUCCAGUGCGAGUCUUGUGGCGACGUCUUGACCAAGAAGAAGCUUGACCCACACAGAUCUCGUUGUCGCGGAGCCACAUUUUCCUGUAUCGACUGCAUGGUCUAUUUCAACGGGACCGACUACAGAUCCCAUACGAGUUGCAUAACCGAGGACCAGAAAUACCAGGGCACACUCUAUAAAAACAAGAACAAGAAGGUCAAACUAAACCCGCCAGCCAACGCGGAAGAACGGCCGUUCAACAUCACGACCCCCAAUAACAAGCCCGCUGCCCAGAUGGCAGCCGCAGUACAACAGCGACAUGUGUCGCACAACGCCUACGUAGAAGAUGUGGCAGAAGACGUAAACGAAUACCUAGUCCAAGACAACGACAGCGAUAGGUCAGACGACGACGACGAUGAUGCCCCUCCACACGCACCCACCCCGCCCCCCGGCCCGGAAGACCGCGUCAACGUAUUCGAUUUCCUGGUGGCUAGCGCCGGCACCACGCCAAAUAUGUCCAGCAUGAACCUGACACGCGGCCCCGCCGGCCCCGCGACUCUGGCCGACAGCACGCAGGUGGUUUCAUACGAGCGUGCCGAAGACCACGGCCUGGUCGAGGCCAGCGCCAGCAAGCAGCCGCCUGUGGCCCAGUUCGAGAUGGGCCCCGUGGCUGUGCUUCCGACCGCCUUCCAGACGCCGGCGCAGCGGAGCAGCGGCGACAAGGAGGUCAAGAAGGACAAGAAGCGCAAGCGGCUGAUGCUCGACAUCAGCGCCGACGCGCCGCCCGUGCUGCACUCGGGCCUGACUGGCGGCCUGCACCGCCUUUCCACCAAGCAUGUGCCCCCCUUCCCACCGUCGCCGGAGUCGGCUGAGACGCCGGCGAGUCCGUUGAAGAAGACCAAGGCGCCCACCAAGCACGCCAAGUCACGAUCCGAGACGAUGAGCACGGGCCUCUUUGCCGCUCUGACGGCUAAGCCCAAGAGCAAGAAGCGCAAGCAGCGAUCGGCCUCGCCGACCGACAAGAAGAACAAGGAGGGCCACAGCGGCCACGGCCACCGCGAUCACCACCGCGAUCACCGUGAGAGCCGCGAGAGCCGCGAGCACCGACACCACCGGCGUCACAGCCAUCACAAGACGGAGGACGAGAAGAAGGCGGCGCUGAAGAUGAUCGAGUACCCGGCCAACAAGGAGGGCGACAGCAGCAACAGCAGCGGCCAGAUGAUUGUGUACAAGCCGCCGGCCGACCUUUUUCUCAGCUUCGUUAACAAGGGUCCCGAGAGCGAGCGCGGCUGCAGCAUGAACAAGGCCUUGAAGCGUUUCCACCGCGAGCGCACGUCGUCGGGCAAGACCCACGGCAAGCAGACGGAGGAGAAGGAGCUGUUCCGGUCGCUUCGGUUGCGCAAAAACGACCGCGGCGAGAUUGUCGUAUUCUACAUCGACCCGUGA